AUGGCGGCGGCGGCGGCUUCUGUUCGCCGUCUGCCUUUCCGCAGCGGCCUUGUCUUGCUGCAGACCUCUCUCGGGCCAGGUGUGUGUGAGCCGAAGUGCUGCUCCAGAUUUUAUCCUGGAAGUACAUCCCUCCCAAAGGUUGAAGGAACAGAUAAAGCAGGGAUUGAAGAAAUAAUCAUUCCAAAAAAGAAAACAUGGGAUAAAGUGGCUGUUCUUCAGGCGCUUGCAUCCACAGUGAACAGGGAUCCUACAGCUGCGCCUUAUGUGUUUCAAGACGACCCUUACCUCGUGCCAACCUCUGCUGUGGAGUCACGUUCAUUUUUACUGGCAAAAAAGUCUGGAGAGACUGCAGCAAAAUUUAUUAUUAAUUCAAAUCCCAAAUAUUUCCAAAAGGAUAUAGCUGAGCCUCAUAUACCGUGCUUAAUGCCGGAGUACUUUGAACCUCAGAUUGAAGAUGUAAGCGAAGCUGCCCUGAAGGAGCGAAUCAAACUCAAAAAAGUCAAAGCUUCUGUGGACCUGUUUGAUCAGCUCUUGCAAGCAGGAACCGUGGUCUCUCUUGAAACAACUAACAGUCUCUUGGAUUUAUUGUGUUACUAUGGUGACCAAGAACCCCCAGCUGACUAUCCUUUUCAACAAACUGAACGUUCGGAAAACCUGGAAGAGGCCACAGAGGAAAAUAAUCAAACAUCCAAGAUGAAGACUAGUCUUUGGAAAGCACAAAACAAUGCUGAGAGAAUCUUCGCCCUGAUGCCAGAGAGGAGCGCACGCUCCUACUGCACGAUGAUCCAAGGGAUGGUGAAGCACCGAGCUUAUGCACAGGCGGUGAAUGUGUACACCGAGUUACUAAAUAAUAGACUUCGUGCUGAUGUUUACACCUUCAAUGCAUUGAUUGAAGCAAGAAUGUCCAUACCCGAUGAGAAAUUUGAGGAAAGAUGGAAUAAUGUACUGGAUCUACUGAAACAUAUGGUUGCACAGAAGGUGAAACCAAACUUGCAGACUUUUAAUACAAUGUUGAGAUGUCUCCGGAAGUUUUACUCGCUUGGAAGGUUGCCAGGCUUACAGACGUUACGGGAAAUGAAGCAUGUUGGAAUAGAACCGUCCCUUGCAACGUAUCACCAUAUUAUUCACCUCUUUUAUCAACGAGAAAGCACGAUGAAACGACCAUCUGUCAUCUAUGAUAUCAUGAGUGUAUUAGAGGGGAGGAAAUUUUAUCCAAGGGACCCGGAUGAUGAUAAAUUUUUUCAGUCGGCCAUGAAUGUGUGUUCAUCUCUUAGAGAUUUAGAGCUUGCUUACCAAGUACAUGGCCUUUUAAAUACGGGGGACAACCGGAAAUUGAUUGGACAUGAAACUCAACGUAAUUUCUAUUAUUCGAGGUUUUUCAGUUUAAUUUGUUCAAUGGAACAUAUUGAUGUCACCUUGAAGUGGUAUAAGGACCUCAUACCUUCAGUGUUCCUUCCCCACUCCCAAAUAUUCAUAGGUCUUCUCCAAGCAUUGGAUGUGGCCAAUAGGCUAGAAAUGGUUCCUCAGAUUUGGAAAGACAGUAAAGAAUACGGCCAUACUUUUCGAGAAGCCCUAAAAGGAGAAAUCUUGAUGCUCAUGGCCAGGGAUAAACACCCACCAGAGCUUCAGGUGGCAUUUGCUGACUGUGCUGCUGAUAUCAAAUCCACAUAUGAGAGCCCUGAUGCCCCGCAGACUGCUCUUGAUUGGCCAGCCAACCAUCUACAGUAUAUAGCUGUUCUUUUUUUAAGAGGCAGCAGAACCCAAGAAGCCUGGAAAAUGUUGGCGCUUUUCAAAAAGCACAAUAAGAUUCCCAGAAAUGAGUUGCUGCAGGAGUUUAUGGACAGUGCAAAAACAUCAAAUAAUCCUGCCUUGGCCAUUGAGGUUGUGAAGCUGGCAAGUGCCUUCAGCUUGCCUAUUUGUGAGAGCCUUGCCCAAAGAGUAAUGACUGAUUUCACAGUCACCCCAGAACAAAAAGACGCCCUGGACAACCUCACUGCAUUGAAUAGCAGCAGCGACGAAGAUAGCAGCAGUGACAGUGACAAUGACAGCAGUGAAGACAAAUCAAAGUGAGCUGCCGGAAGGAUAGAAGUGGUAAAAUAAGCAGAUGCAGGCUGGUGAUGUAAUACAAGCUCUGUAGCACUAGCCUAGACUCAUCUCCAGCACCACAAAGAUGCAGGUCUGGUCAGUUUUUUACCAAGACAGUGACAAGCACUGUGAGGCUUGUGGCUCUUGGGGAAAAAACAAGCUACACACACAUGCAGUGCUGCCGGCCCCUCCCACUGUGCUGUCAUGUC
Messenger RNA from Acomys russatus (golden spiny mouse), 2294 nucleotides. RefSeq names its product pentatricopeptide repeat domain 3 (gene Ptcd3). Gene Ontology annotation, molecular function: rRNA binding; ribosomal small subunit binding; protein binding. Gene Ontology annotation, biological process: mitochondrial translation. The record is from RefSeq and is a predicted model, not a curated record. Gene Ontology annotation, cellular component: mitochondrion. Lineage: Eukaryota; Metazoa; Chordata; Mammalia; Rodentia; Muridae. The transcript has 24 exons. Bases 1 to 2070 code for a protein of 689 amino acids.